AUGGACUUCUCGAGUAACAACUUCAGUUCAGUCAUUCCACCUGCUAUUGGUAUGAGCCUUUCUAUGGCGAUAUUCUUCUCCCUGUCCAAUAACAGUUUCCAGGGGUCAAUCCCAAAAUCAAUUUGCAAAGCUGGAUAUCUAAAGGUGCUCGACCUAUCUCAUAAUAAUUUGACGGAAAUUAUUCCUGAUUGCUUAGUGAUGGAGUCUCUAAAGAUAUUAAAUCUGCGAAAUAAUGCCUUAAAUGGUAGCAUUAUCAAUUUCCCUGAAACAUGUGGUUUGAGGACUUUGGAUCUCAGCAGUAAUCGAUUACAAGGGCAGUUCCCAGAGUUUUUGGCAAAUUGCACAAAUUUGGAGGUUCUAGACGUCGGAAAAAACCAGAUUGAUGACCUGUAUCCAUGUCAAUUGAAGAGCAUUGCAAGUCUACGUGUCCUUGUUUUACGAUCCAACAAGUUCCAUGGAGCGGUUGGAUGUCCAGGGACUAAUGGCACUUGGAAGAUGCUUCAAAUUGUGGACAUAUCUUCCAACAAUUUCAGUGGCGCUCUGCCUUUUAAAUACCUCACAACUUGGGAGGCUAUGAAGGCUGAUGUAGACUUCUAUUACAUCCAAUAUUCAUUCCUUGGCGCUUCUGGACUUUAUUAUCAGGACACGGUAAGCGUCACAAUCAAAGGUCUGCAAGUGGUGCUGGUGAAGAUCUUGACUCUUUUCACUUCAAUCGACUUCUCAUGCAACAAUUUCGAAGGUCCAAUACCUAAUACUUUGGAGGCACUCAAAGCGCUUUAUUUCCUCAACUUAUCAAACAAUGCAUUCUCAGGGCCAAAUCCUCCAUCCUUAGGACACUUGCAACAGCUUGAGUCCUUGGACCUUUCACGGAACGACCUCAAUGGGACGAUUCCCACACAGCUUUUAGACCUCAAUUUUCUUUCCAUGUUGAACCUCUCAUACAAUAAACUUGUGGGAUGCAUCCCACCGAUCAAACAAUUUCUCACCUUUUCAGCAAGUUCCUUCGAAAAUAAUAGCGGACUGUGUGGAUUUCCGCUGGAAACAAAUUGCUCAAGUUCUUUUGGAGAAAACCUUGGAUUCUGCGGGAUUGUGCUCGACAAAAUUUGCUCAAUUACCACACAUGGGACGGAAGAAGCAGGUUGUGUUCCAUCUAAAAGUGACUCAGAUGAUGAUCGUGACAACAAUGAUAACGAGAAGAACUGGUUUUAUAUGGGUAUACCGCUUGGAUUUGUGGUUGGCUUAUGGGCAUUUUGUGGUCCGUUAGCCUUUAUCAGAUCAUGGAGGUUUGCUUAUUAUCAACUCUGGAAUAAAGUGUUAUUCAGACACGUCCAUGAAGAAUUCCACUGA
Messenger RNA from Eucalyptus grandis, 1347 nucleotides. Its product is annotated as receptor like protein 27-like. Gene Ontology annotation, molecular function: protein binding. The record is from RefSeq and is a predicted model, not a curated record. Bases 1 to 1347 code for a protein of 448 amino acids. Lineage: Eukaryota; Viridiplantae; Streptophyta; Magnoliopsida; Myrtales; Myrtaceae. The transcript has a single exon.